AUGAAGAAUUCAACUUUAUUUGAAGAUUUAUCGAACGAAGUUUUAUGUGAAAUCUUUGAUUAUUUAAAUGCAUUCGAUCUAUUCUUAGCAUUUACUUCUCUUAAUGAACGUAUUUCAACUAUUUUAAAAUAUAUUUAUCUUCAUAUAAUGGUCGAUUCGAUGUAUUAUCGCUAUCAAAUUGAAUUUCUGUCUCAUCAUCUGACAUUUCAUUCUCAUCAAGUUAUUUCGUUGGAUAUAUCUGAUAAAAUCUGUGAUCAAAUAGAUACUAUUGCCUACCUUUUUGACCAAUAUAACUUUCCUAAUCUUCGUUUCUGCACAUUUCGAUGUCAUGAUGAAUCAUCCAAACUGAAAAAUGUCAUCAAACGAUUAAAGAAACAAACUCACCUUGUAUCACUUCAUGUAUUUCAAUCCUGCGAUGCUAAAUAUGAUUACUUGAACAGAAAUCAUCCACAUCUAUUCAGUGAAAUUGUUUUGUUUAACAUACCAUUAUCACUUCGUUGCGCUACUCUUCGAUUUCACUAUGGUUGUUCUCAAUUAAUAACAACUACAAUUAUAAAUACAAAUCUUACUUAUCUGGAUUUAUUGUUCUACGGCAAAACUUUUGAUCAGAUAUUGUGUUAUUUUCUAAUUCCCAUACUUCGUAUACAAAAAUCAUUGCGACAAAUGAAUGUUAUAAUUAAACAUCCAAAUAUGUCACAACACAAUACCAAUUUCAAUAUUCCAAAUCAUCUAUCUAUAAACAAAAAUGAUUUACCUACAGUAGCAUCAUUAAAAAAAUUUGAUUUACAAAUCCUAACAAAGUUUGAUAUACAUUCACUUGAUGUUAUUCUUCAUUGUAUGCCUAAUCUUCAUGAAAUUAUUUUUACAUUUAUUACUAAAAUUCCUAAUAUACCAUUUAUUGAUAUUUUAUUUAAUGGAAAUAUUUGGCAACAAAUAUUGAUAAAUCAUGUUCCAUAUUUGAACAAAUUCAAUAUUCAUAUAUCUGUUCUUACAGAUAAAGGAUUAUUCGAUUUGCAGUCGAUUCUUGACUCAUUUCGAUGUUUUGUCACACAAUAUGAUGGUUGGCAUAUGGCUGUCACUCGAUUGCAACCCUUUGAAGAGCCCAUAAACUACGAAGAAAUUGUUUUGCACACAUUGAACUAUCAACAUCUCGUACCACGUCAUGAAUAUUAUGAAAUAACAAAUAUAUGUUGUAGCACAAUUGAAAUGAUAUCAACAUAUUCAUCAGAUACGAAUAAUCAUCGCUUUCAAUCUUACAUCAAUUCUAUAGAAUUUUUUAUGCCAAGAUGUAUGGAAGGACAACCUGUUCAAUCAUCUUCAAAUAUUCCAUUUCAAAAUGUUAAUUCGCUUCUAAUAUACUUCUUUGAAAAACCAUCAAUAAACUCUUCUGUAAAAAAUGUAUUUACAUUAAUUUAUAGAUAUUUUUACAGAAUUGAAUCACGUGAAUAUAUUGAUAAUCUUUCAUCUCUUAUUAAUUUAUCAAGCAUUGUUACUUUGGAAUUUAGAGACAGAAAUCAUUUAAGACAAUUACAUAUUGUACCGUAUAUUUUAUUACUCGAUUAUGACAUGCCAUUUAUCGAAGCUUUUCUUACUGGUUUUAAAAAACUACGUUUGAUGAUCGUAGAAUUUCUUAUUAAUGAUUUACCAGAUGUUCCGAUUUCACGAGACUAUGUCACAGAAAAGCGACGUCAAUCAUUUGGUUUAAAUAGAAAUGAUGAAUACAAAGUUAAUGUAUUACUUGGAGAUGAUGAUUUGCGUAUUUCGAUUCCAUAA
Molecule: messenger RNA, 1773 nt
Organism: Rotaria sp. Silwood2
Lineage: Eukaryota; Metazoa; Rotifera; Eurotatoria; Philodinida; Philodinidae
Source: the annotation of a GenBank genome assembly